AUGGAUGGCAACAGACGGUUUGCCAAGAUCAACAAGAUGGAGACAAACGAGGGUCACAGUGCCGGCUUCGACACCAUGGCCCGACUAUUGGAGAUCUGCUACGACUGCGGCGUCGAGGCAGCAACCGUGUUUGCGUUCUCGAUCGAGAACUUCAAUCGGCCCGAGUACGAGAUCGAGUGGCUGAUGAAACUCGCCAAAUCCAAAAUGAAACAAGUCAUAGAGCACGGCGAGCUGUGCGACAGGUACGGCAUCCGGAUCCGCAUUCUGGGCAACGUCAAGCUGCUGCCGCACGACGUGCGAGACUCCUUGCUCGAGGCCCAGGAAAUGACCAAGAAUAACACCCGCGCAGUGCUCAAUAUCUGCUGUCCCUACACCGCCAGAGACGACAUGACACAUUCCAUUAAAACCAUCCUUGCCAAGGGCUACGACCCGGAAAUGAUUGACCAGGACCUGAUCGCAGAUAAUUUGUACACGGGGGGAAUCCCACGAUUGCAACUUCUUAUACGAACCUCGGGAGUUUACAGACUAAGCGACUUUAUGCUCUGGGAAGCCGUGGACGUUGACUGCGACAUUGAAAUACUUUCUGUGCUCUGGCCACAGUUCACCCCCACCUUGAUGCUCUGGACCUUGUUCAAGUGGGGGUGGAACAGGUCUUCCAGAACACGGCGAAACGAUCGGCUUUUACAACGCCACGAAAAGGACGACUGA
Molecule: messenger RNA, 708 nt
Organism: Ogataea philodendri
Lineage: Eukaryota; Fungi; Ascomycota; Pichiomycetes; Pichiales; Pichiaceae
Exons: 1
Coding region: 1-708 (235 amino acids)
Cellular component (GO): endoplasmic reticulum; lipid droplet; membrane
Molecular function (GO): ditrans,polycis-polyprenyl diphosphate synthase [(2E,6E)-farnesyl diphosphate specific] activity
Source: RefSeq, a predicted model, not a curated record